CAUCAAUCUAGUAUCAAGUGCAUGCAAAAGGCCGUUAAAUAUAUUAGGAAUUCUACACAACGGAUUUAAAGGUUCAAAGAAUGCAUGAAAGAGCUAAAUGUGGAAUCCAAAAAGUUUUUGUGCAAUGAUAGCCCAACUCGAUGGAACUCCACAUACGAGUUAUUGAAGAUUGCGGUGGAGUUGGAGAAGGUUUUUGGCAUGUUUGAAGUCAAAGAUCCUACAUUUGUUCGAGACGUUUUGACCCCAUCAAAAGAAGAUUUCAACAUUUGUAGAGCUAUGGUUGGAUUUCUUGAGAAGUUCAAGGUGAAAACCGACAUAGUAUCGACGUCAACAAAACCGAUGGCACAUCGGUUUUUUGGAGAAAUAUGUGAUGUGUACAAACACAUUAAGGAAUGGGCGGCUAGUCCCCAAUUUUGUUUGAUCGGGAAGGACAUGAUUGAUAAAUACGAUAAGUAUUGGGGCGAUCUUGAAAAAUUAAAUGACUUUUUGUAUUUUGCGGUCAUAUUAGAUCUACGGUUCAAAUUUGAUUUUCUUCAACAAGCUUUUGAGAAGUUGAUUAAGUUGAAGAAUCCACAAAAAGAUCCUAUGCUCAACUCGGAAGUCAUUUUGAAGGCUAAGGUCUUAAUACGGGGUCUUCAACAAAGAUUUGAGAAUUUUUUUUAUUACUACAAAUCAAAGUUUGACAAUACCGACUCUUCUCAAAAUCAAACACAUGGUCAUGAAGAUGUAGUUGUGAUUGAUGAUGAGAAUGACUUCAUGGAUAUUUUGGGACUGCAAAUAUCUACUGUGGCGUCAGAGGCGGCGUUUAGUAUAAGCGGGCGGAUAUUGGAUCCAUAUAGAACAAAUUUGUCUGCAAAUAUAGUAGAGGCUUUGGUUUGCACUCAAGAUUGGGUAAGGAAAUCAAGAAAGCAAAUUGUGGACAACAUUGAUGAAAUUUUGAAAGACGAUGAGGUCGCGAAAGCUUUAGAAAAUGCGAUAAAGAACGGAGAUGGAAAGGGAAAACAACCAAUUAAUAUUCUUGAAUAG
This is a messenger RNA of Lactuca saligna, 1026 nucleotides long. Lineage: Eukaryota; Viridiplantae; Streptophyta; Magnoliopsida; Asterales; Asteraceae. The record is from the annotation of a GenBank genome assembly.